Messenger RNA from Phasianus colchicus (ring-necked pheasant), 1216 nucleotides. RefSeq names its product estradiol 17-beta-dehydrogenase 11-like. The record is from RefSeq and is a predicted model, not a curated record. Lineage: Eukaryota; Metazoa; Chordata; Aves; Galliformes; Phasianidae. Gene Ontology annotation, molecular function: steroid dehydrogenase activity; oxidoreductase activity, acting on the CH-OH group of donors, NAD or NADP as acceptor. Gene Ontology annotation, cellular component: lipid droplet.
CUUGCGGCGGUGCUGGGAGUUGCCGAAGGAGCGCUGCGGGCUGCCGUGUGGCGGGAGGAUGAGCCCCGCGCUGGGGCUGCUGGUGUUCCUGGGCACGCUGCUGUACGCCUACGCGGAGGCGCUGGUGAAGCUGCUGCUGCCCGCCAAGAGGAAGACCGUCCGCGGGGAGCUGGUGCUGGUGACGGGCGCUGCCCGCGGUCUGGGCAGGGCCACGGCCCGCGAGUUCGCCCGGCGCCAGAGCCGCCUGGUGCUGUGGGACAUCGAGGCGCAUGGCCUCAAGGAGACGGCAGCAGAGUGUGAAGGGCUGGGAGCCACCGUUCACACCUUUGUGGUGGACUGCAGCAAAAGAGAGGAGAUCUACAGCACUGCUGAGAAGGUGAAAAAGGACAUUGGUGAUGUCUCCAUUCUGGUGAAUAAUGCUGGUGUGAUUACAGCUGCUGACCUGCUCUCCACCCAGGACCACCAAAUUGAGAAAAUGUUUGAAAUCAACAUUCUUGCUCACAUCUGGACAACAAGAGCUUUUCUGCCAACGAUGAUGAAGAACAACCACGGUCACAUUGUCACAGUGGCUUCUGCAGCAGGUCAAUUUGUAACUUCUUUCAUGGUGGCUUACUGUUCAAGCAAGUUUGCUGCAGUUGGAUUUCAUAAAGCUCUAACGGAGGAGCUGUCUUCACUGGGAAAGGAUGGAAUAAAAACAACAUGCCUCUGUCCAGUUUUUAUGAAUACUGGAUUUGUCAAAAACCCCAGUACUAGGCUUGGAAAGAUCUUGGAGGUUGAUGAAGUUGUGAAGGCACUGAUGGAAGGAAUACUAAGCAACCAGAAAAUGGUUUUUGUUCCACCACAGCUGAGCUUUGCUUUACUUUUUGAAAUGUUGAUUCCAGAACGUGCCUCGAAUGUUCUCAAAAAGCUGACUGAUGUUAAGUUUGAUGCAAUUGUUGGGCAUAGAAGCAAUCAGUGAAAAAGAAAUUGUUUCUUAUUUCCCCAUGAAAUGAGUGAAAGCAGAACACAUGCUGAGCAUAGCACAGCGAUUUGGAUUCAGAGCAGAAUUAAGACGGGUACUUCUUCCAGGCCACCGCUUCCCAUCACACCUUAAGGUCCAUCCCACACCUGCAGCAGGAACAGACAUGCAUAACGUGGUGUGUUAGCAGAGCAGAGAUGCAGCUCUACAAGUCAGAAGGACUGUUCUGGCUGUGCAUUCUACGAUCACUGACUCCUA